ACGCGCAUUUCAGGGGGCGCAUCAAAUAAGAUGCGAUUGGUGAUGGCAGGAGUUUGCUGCAUGCACUCGAGAUUGAUUCACAGAGCAGCUCUAGGAGGUGUAUUGUAUAGAAGAUGGCUUUCAUCUGGAAAGGACUCCCUAAGCACAGCCAGCAAGGAGAGAUUUCCAACCGCUACACACGUAACCGUCAAUGAUGCUGUCUGCCAUACACCAAAGGAGGCAAAUACUAACCUUCUGAACUUUCUCAACCAGUCAGACAUUCAAAAGAGACGUCGCAGCAUUGAAAUUCCCUGCUUCACAGCCGGGAGCUACCUGGCCGUGACACGAGCCGAUCCACACUCCCCUACUGGCACCUCAAAGUUUGUCGGUAUCUGUAUCGCCCGUCGCAACAAGGGUCUGGGCUCCACUUUUAUCCUCCGCAAUGUUCUGAAUGGAAUGGGUGUUGAGAUGAUGUAUGAGCUCUACUCCCCGGCCAUCAGAGAGAUACAGGUCCUGAAGCUGGAGAGGAGGCGGCGGGCCAAACUCUACUACCUCCGAGACAAGCCUGCCAAGUACUCCACCGUGAGCGAGAAGAUGCAGCCAGUGCCAAACGAUGGAGUGCCCUCUGUGUACAAGAGAAAGAAAGGAGAACCUGCUUAGUUGACUAAUGAGUAUGAAGUGAAUUAAGUUCCAGGCCACUGCACAUGAUCAGAGCUAGGCUGGUAACACUUUCAUACUUUUUCUCUGCUUAUGUAUAUAUAUAUAUAUAUAUAGCUCUUCUUCUGCUAGUUUAGCUCUAGAAAUUUGUGUCUUGGCACUUCAAAUGAGCGCCAUAGCGCCAGCCGGCACACGUGUUAUGUAUAUGGAAUGCGAGUACAGUAAAUGCAUAUGCAAUGUAAAUGCACCCCCUCCAUUUGAAACACACCCC
Messenger RNA from Geodia barretti, 907 nucleotides. The record is from the annotation of a GenBank genome assembly. NCBI's taxonomy places the organism in Eukaryota, Metazoa, Porifera, Demospongiae, Tetractinellida, Geodiidae.